AUGGAUUUUCCGGCGGAGAAUCCUGUCUCAGAUCAUGCAACUCAACCUCCAUUCGGGAGUACCUAUAACUCCAGAGCUACAGAUGACAGUGAGUUGAGCCUGGAUGACUCUGGUCCUGAAACACCGAUACAUGAUCUCGAUUCACUGGGUGAUGAUGGGGUUCGGAUCAUCAAGCCAUAUGCCGUCGAGGAGCCCGACGACGAGCCUGAUAUACCACAUCGGGACCUACCCCGCCUUCCCGAUCGAUUUGAACGGUGGCAGCGAGACUUGUCAGAAUACAUGGAUGAUUUGAAUUACGAAGCCGAUGGACCGCAUCUCGCCUCAAGUUCCCCUCGAAAGCAAGGCCAAAAGAGGAAAUUGGCACACACAGGCAAACAAGAUGGCGAUGGGGAUAGACGAAGGUCGGUAGACACUCAGCCAGUGCAUGAACGGCGCUCCAAAAAGCAACGGAGCGAUUCACUCGAGAAGUCCCCUGUCACGGAUUCGUUCAAUGCUUUCCGCGAGCCGAAUGGGGACGAGAGCUCAUGGUCCGACACACGAUCGACCGAGUGUAGUGGUCUAGACACUACAGGGAACUCACCUGAAAGCGACGAGAUGGACAUCGACUGA
Molecule: messenger RNA, 609 nt
Organism: Penicillium olsonii
Lineage: Eukaryota; Fungi; Ascomycota; Eurotiomycetes; Eurotiales; Aspergillaceae
Source: the annotation of a GenBank genome assembly